AUUUCCAGCAAGAGCUUUGAAAUUGAGCAGCGGAAGGGCGGCACGUUGUUUGGUUCAUCUUCGAGACGCCAGGGUUGCAGGUUCCAAAGGAAUGACCCUGUAGAAGCCGCCUCUCUCUUCAAGCUGCGUUGAAAACUCAUAUGCGCUCCUUUUUCUCCGUUUUCUUUCAUUCUCUUGCGGCGCUGGUCUCAUUGACAGCGCCCCAUCAGAGGGAGGCCGAGGGCAAUGGCUGUAGGAGGCUUCUUGGAUCAGGUUGAACUUGGCACGGAAGAAUAAGCAUGGACGAGGAACUGGAGGAGAUUCUGCGGAAGAAGGACGAUGGGGCACUCUCGUGGAUCUGCGCAGUGUGCAGCGAGCUGGGGGAGCUCGUGUACUGUGACCUGUGCAAGAAAGGCUUUCAUAUCGACGAGCAAUGUUUUGGCUCCAAUGAAGCCCCAGAUGACGAGGAGUGGAUUUGUCCCGACUGCCGUGAGGCCAAGGUGGAGUGCUUUGCCUGCAAGGAGAUGGGCAGCACGGCUCCUGGGGGAGACAUCAUUGUCUGUAGCCGACGAGACUGUGCCAAGUUCUUCCACGAGGCUUGCGUGGAAGAUUUGGAAGGUGUCACGUGGGGCGGUCCAAAUGAGGACCACCUAGUGUGCCCUCAGCACAGCUGCAGGGCUUGUCAUCACCAGAUGCGUGCCUCCAAGCUUCACAAGUGCCUUCUCUGUCCAGUGGCAUACCAUGAGCAAUGCGCCCCUGAGGGAAGCCACCUCUUGGAGGAGAUUCCCUCGCACUGCAUCUGCUGGCGGCACGACUCGGACUGGAAGAGGCAGCCCAAGAAAUUGCCUCAAACAAAGAGCGUUGCUGAGGUCUUUGGGCGCCUGGCGGUCCCCCUAGUCGAGAUUGACUUUGAACUGCCGCCCGAAGUGGCGGCUGGUGACUCGGACGAUGAAGAGGACGUUCUGCGUCCGCAUGGGGUGGGCCAGGUCCAGGCAGAACCAGCGAGCAGUAGUGUGCAGGAAGUGACUCCAGAAGGAGUUCCAGAGAUCACCAAGAAAGUGGACACAGGCGCUAGGAACGAGAGCGCGAAACCAGAGGUUUCAGGGAACAAGCGGGGCUGGGAAGAGAGCGAGAGGGGAGCAGAUGCGGGGGAGAGGCAGGCAAAAAGAGUAAAAAAGCAAAGGUAUGGAGUACGAGAACAGGCGGGUAGUAGUGACGGGCAGGAUGCGGGAAUGGAUGCAGGUAGGGGGGAAAAUGGGAGAGACGAGCACGAUGACCGAGAGCGGGGGAGGGGGUUACCUGAGGAUGGAGGUGCAACUGGGGGAAUGCUGAUGGGGGAGGGACGUGAUGCAGAGAACCCGCCUUACAUUCACAUUGAUCACAAUGAGUGGUUGGUCCGUCAUAGCCCUGGGUCCGGUGCCCCCGCCGCUCAGGCGGCCCCGUCCUUUGCUGCCAGCAAGAAGCUAGAGCUUCACAAGGUUCGGGAGUCGGAAUGGACUGUGGGGGCAGGGGAGGACGUUGCAGCUGAGGACUUUGUUGUGGAGUACGUAGGGGAAGUGUUGGAUUCCGCGCUGUGCCACCAGCGCAUCUCGGCGCUCGAGCGGCGGGGCGCUCACAAUCGACACUUGUGUCAGCUUGACGACUCCUUCGUCUUGGACGCUUACUACAAGGGAAACCUUAGCCGCUUUGUUCCGCACUCCGCACGGCCGAACUGCCAACUGCAGAGAUGGCGGGUGGAUGGGGAGCUGCGGGUUGGUCUCUUUGCAACGGAGCCGAUCAGGAAGGGGGACGCUAUCGCAUAUGACUACAAGGCUAUCUCCUUCGGAACCCACUCUCUGGACAGCUUCCCCCUCCGCAUUCCCACUUCCUGCGACCAAGCUCCCCCCUCAUCCGCCAGCCCCUCAAACCAGGCAGCCUCUCCGCAACCUCAGCCUUCGGCUGCCGCCUCGCCCCAGGCGCCAUCUCCCUCCCACCCUUCUGCGGCAUCCGGCAGAGGUGACCCCCGAGAAAUCUUGAGGGAACCUUCCGGACCUGCUGUCGGCACUAAAGUAGAGAAGCCGCCAGACAUUCCGAGCCCAAAAGGCUUCGAUGAAAGUUCUCCAAGCAGGCAGCCCUUUGCUCAGAGUCACGCUGCCCCGAUAGACGGGCUGACGGCCCAUGCCAGCGCCUCGUUGGGAGACGCGUUUGUCAGGAAAAGCACUUCUCUCAAAGGCGUGGCUGAACAGGCUUCGGCGCCCCCCCAGAAGGACGAGCGUAGCCCGCAGCUAUCGGCUCAUGCAGUCGAUGAGGCUCAUGAGAAAAUGGCUGAUGGGAACGAUUCGGAGCGGACGGCUUCUGAAGAAGGGUUCGCACGGGAGCGGCGGGGAAGGUCCGGCGAAAGCUCAGACGGGCCGAAGCGCAGGCGAGUAGGGGGCCGGAACGCAGUCAUACGGGAAGAGAGUGACGAGGGCGAAAAUGAGAAAGCGCCGCGAGCAAGAAAACGAACGCGGAGUGAGGAUGACGGCGAAGCGGACGGGAAGCGAGAGCGUCGGCGCAGCGCUUUGGGCAGCCCCAGGGAUCGACGAAGGGGGGGCGACGACAGGAGUGAUCGAAGGGGGGGGGACGAGAAGAACGACCGGCGGCGGAGGGGGGGGGAGGAAGAGAAACGGCGGCCGCGCGUGAGUCUGAGGGGAUUGGGCGACCGGAAGCAGACGCCCGGAGAGGAGAGGCUGGAGCGACGAGAAAGGCUCCGGAAAGCGCAGGAGGACAGCCCUCAGGGGGCGGGAACAGUGCGGGAGCUACGACGGCUCGGGACGACGGAAGAAAGGGCGCCGGGCCGGGGGGUGAGCGCCGGUCAGGGCAAAUCGCUCCCAGCAAGUCCGGAACGGCGGAGAGGGGAGGACCGCAUGCGAGGAGAUGAGCGGUUGCCGAAUAAGAAGCGGGGCCGGCCGCCGUCGAAGCACCGGAACGCGCAGCGAGACAGCGAGUCCGCACGGGGGCUCGAUUCCAACCCUCGGGAGGGAGACGAUACACUGUCGGCGGCGCCUACUCCGUUGUCCCCCACGCCUGCACGGCCGAGCAGCAGCCACACUGCUCAGUCCUCCCCCCCGGCUGAAGCGCCACCCCCGAUGAACGGCCCCCCGCAACCGGUCGUUUCUGCCAGCAUAGCAACGUCCCCCGUGCCAGGAGAACCAGGCGCGGCGCGCGCCGAGCCCGACGAGCGAGAGCCGAGUGGCGCGGGACCGUUGGCCGCGGCAGAGUCGGCGGCCGUGGGGGGCGGAAAAGGGGGGCGGCACGACGAUCACGAGGAGGCGGCCUCGCCGCACAUCCCGUGGCCGCGAGAAGGACCCCCCCGAAAAGUAGAGCCCCCAGAGGAUGAGUUAGAAGAGGAGGACGAGAAGCCUGCCAGGGGGAGGGGGAAUGGGCGGGCGGCAGAGGAGAGGGAGGCAAACGGGCGGAGGGAGCUGCGGCAGGAGGGAGCGCGAAAGCCGCGACGAGUGCCCAAGUGGGGGGGCAGGCGGAGCCGGUACUGGGUGCCAGGUUACCCUUUAAAUUGGACAGCUGCCAGCUAUCUGCAACAGCACAACCAGUUGCCGCAACCACCCAUUGAGACCUGAACUGCAGGACUAGUCCAAGACGCUUUUUCAUUUCAGUCCUGGGUCCCUUCGCUUGAAUCAAAGCGAUACAGGGCACGAGUCGUGCGAUGUGUACUUUAGGGCGCCCACAGCUCGUCGCUCUAGGAUAUGAGUUGCUUGGCGAACAUUCAAGGAGGGCUUGCAUAAACUUUGUCGUAAGAUUGCAUCUGAACACAUUACCUGUUGAAAAUACUCGAUCUGCACUGUUGGCCUGC
Molecule: messenger RNA, 3808 nt
Organism: Klebsormidium nitens
Lineage: Eukaryota; Viridiplantae; Streptophyta; Klebsormidiophyceae; Klebsormidiales; Klebsormidiaceae
Source: the annotation of a GenBank genome assembly